AUGGGUUCCUAUCAUUUAUACAAGAGCACCAACGUUUCAUUUGAAUAUUUUACCUUGCAGGGAGAGGCUAUUAAUCAUGAAAUACGAGUUGAGGAACCAUCAAGCAUUGAACAAGAAUUAGAUGACGAAGAAAUUGCGACACAAGGAUCUAUUUAUCAUUCAGAAGUUGAUCCAACAGUUUAUAUAGCAUGGCGAGUUACAGAUUCUGGUCGUGUGUUAGAGCUAAGGCGAUUUUUGAUACAUUCUCAAGAAGUCGUUGAUCAGCCUGGUGAUACAACCAAAGCUGUUCGUUUCAAGUUUUCAUCCAGCAUCUUGCCAAAUGUUACAUUUUUUACCGAACCUAUAACGCGUAAUUUACGCUGCGUAGUCUUAUUAGCAUGCAGGGUCUUGUAUCGCCUUGAUUUAUCGCAGAGGACUCUUUUUUCCGACAGAGAUCUACCAUCAACUUAUUAUAGUCGUUUUGAAGUAACAUUAUUACAAGAAUUGAUACCUUCUCUGGUACACGCUGUUGACUACGAAAAUAUUGUAAUAGGUUGCACCGACGGAACGAUUUUGUACUUACAAUAUCAAGCGGUGCCUCAUACUUUUGGAGUUCCAGAAAAAAUUAACGAGG
This is a messenger RNA of Scutellospora calospora, 613 nucleotides long. The record is from the annotation of a GenBank genome assembly. NCBI's taxonomy places the organism in Eukaryota, Fungi, Glomeromycota, Glomeromycetes, Diversisporales, Gigasporaceae.